CCAACGUUAGCGACGUACUGUUGGCUCAGACAGUCCACCUCAGUCUCUGCUCCCCGGACACAGAGACCCAGCGCCCAACUAACCACAAACAGCUAGCAAACAGCACCUUCCCACACAAGAAGGAGCUCUGUCCUUUGCACCAGUUAACCAAAACUUGGAGGAACCACGUCCGCGACAAAAAUGAAGCGGCGGAUACAUCUCGGUCUCGUGCUGGUCUGCUCGCUUGUCUCAUAUUUCUGUUCGUGCUCGGCGUUUUAUCUUCCGGGUUUAGCCCCAGUGAGCUUUUGUGAAGAAGGCAAAGGUGGCGAAGAUUGCCAGACAGUGAUUCAGCUCUUUGUCAAUCGCUUGGACUCUGUGGAGUCAGUUCUGCCUUACGAAUAUGAUGUGUUCGACUUUUGCAAAGAUGCUAAGGAAAUGAGGCCAUCUGAGAACCUUGGACAGGUGCUGUUUGGUGAACGAAUUGAGUCUUCCCCAUACAAGUUCAAUUUUAAGCAAGCUGUCAAUUGCAAGGCAGUGUGCACAAAGACCUACCACAAAGGCAACCAGGAGGAAACAGCCAAGCUGGAUUUUCUCAAGAUGGGAAUGCAGCUGAACUAUCAGCAUCACUGGAUCGUUGACAACAUGCCAGUGACAUGGUGCUAUGAUGUGGAAGAUGGACAGAAGUACUGCAACCCGGGCUUCCCUAUUGGCUGCCUUGUUACAGCAGAUGGAAGAGUUAAAGAUGCUUGCGUUAUCAAUGCUGAGUUCCACGAUAAGAACACAUUUUACGUCUUCAACCAUGUAGACAUCAAGAUCACGUACCACAGUGGAACAACGGAAGGAUGGAGGGGAGCUCGGCUGGUUGCUGCCACGAUGGAGCCCAAGAGUAUCAAACAGGUCGAUGAGAAAACGCUAAAUUGUGAGACCGGUAGUCCAAUGGCGAUUCCUGGAGACUUUGAAAAUGAUGUGUCCGUAGUCUACACCUACUCUGUCCAGUUUGUGGAAGACAAUAGUAUCAAGUGGGCUUCUCGGUGGGACUACAUCCUGGUCUCCAUGCCUCAUACCAACAUCCAGUGGUUCAGCAUCAUGAACUCCCUGGUCAUUGUCCUCUUCCUGUCUGGUAUGGUUGCCAUGAUCAUGCUGAGAACCCUGCACAAGGACAUUGCCAGAUACAACCAGGUGGACCAGGAGGACGCACAGGAAGAGUCGGGGUGGAAGCAGGUGCAUGGAGAUGUUUUCCGUCCCCCCAGGAAAGGGAUGCUGCUUUCUGUGUUCCUGGGUCAGGGCACUCAGAUCUUCAUCAUGACAUUCAUUACCCUCUUCCUGGCCUGUUUGGGUUUCCUGUCUCCGGCCAACAGAGGGGCUCUCAUGACAUGUGCUGUGGUACUCUGGGUUCUGCUGGGCACGCCUGCCGGCUAUGUGUCUGCACGUCUUUACAAAACUUUUGGAGGUGAAAAGUGGAAGACAAACGUUCUGCUGACAGCGCUCUUGUGCCCAGGCAUUGUGUUUGCAGACUUCUUCCUAAUGAACCUGAUCCUGUGGGUGGAGGGCUCCUCAGCCGCAAUCCCCUUUGGCACGCUGGUGGCCAUUUUGGCUCUGUGGUUUGGAAUCUCUGUGCCCCUCACCUUUGUUGGUGCCUACUUUGGAUUCAAGAAACCUGCUAUCGAGCAACCAGUGCGAACAAACCAAAUUCCCCGUCAAAUUCCUGAGCAGUCCUUCUUCACUAAGCCAAUCCCUGGUAUUGUAAUGGGCGGAAUCCUGCCCUUUGGCUGCAUCUUCAUCCAGCUUUUCUUCAUUCUCAACAGCAUUUGGUCUCAUCAGAUGUACUACAUGUUUGGAUUCCUGUUCCUGGUUUUCAUUAUUCUACUCAUUACCUGCUCUGAGGCCACCAUUCUGCUGUGCUACUUCCACCUGUGUGCCGAGGACUACCAUUGGUGGUGGCGUUCCUUCCUGACCAGCGGCUUCACAGCAGUCUACUUGUUUAUCUAUGCCGUGCACUACUUCUUCUCAAAACUGCAAAUUAUUGGAGCGGCCAGUACCAUACUCUACUUUGGAUACACUAUGAUUAUGGUCCUCAUCUUCUUCCUCUUCACAGGUACAAUUGGCUUCUUCGCUUGCUUCUGGUUUGUAAAUAAGAUCUACAGUGUGGUCAAAGUGGACUAGAGGACUGGGGGAAGGACUGACUCCCUGCUGCCACAGUGCUGGCCUCCUGCCUGCUGGCUGUGUGAAAAAGCGGUCUGAUUGGACAUGAACUGAAAACAUCAUGUAUCAUAGAAACAAACCUGAAGAGCAGAGCCCGUCCUCUUUUGUGCUUUAAACUUCCGUUGCUAUUUUUCUUUUCUUUUUUUAAAAUAUAUAUAAUUUUGUGUUCACUGUUGACCAGUAAUAUUUUGAAUGGCGCCUUGAAAAUCAGUGUGGGUUCCAAUGGUCUAGUUGUCAUAGUGAGCAGUUUGUUUGCUGGAAUGUUUUUACUUUCAUUUUCUAAAAAAAGUAAAAUGUUCUGUAUUUUGCUUUUCUAUUCCCUUAUGGCUAAAUGUUUUGUUUUUCAUUACCUGUUCUGUAAUGAUGAAAAAAUUGUGUGUACAUAUACUGUAUAGAGAGAGAAAGACCGAGAGAAUGCUACUUAAAGAUUGUCACCAUAACACAAUCUUCUUUAGGAGUUUUAUUCUUUAUUGUUUUUUAAGGUAAAAAUGGGGCUAUAAUUCCUUAAAUAUCAGUCUGUAUUGUAGUUCAGAAAUUAUAUAAAACACUGACAUUGCUAUGA
This is a messenger RNA of Acanthochromis polyacanthus (spiny chromis), 2743 nucleotides long. It is a transcript of the gene tm9sf5, whose product is annotated as transmembrane 9 superfamily member 2. The coding region runs from base 181 to 2142 and encodes 653 amino acids. Gene Ontology annotation, cellular component: membrane. The transcript is spliced from 17 exons. Gene Ontology annotation, biological process: protein localization to membrane. The record is from RefSeq and is a predicted model, not a curated record. Lineage: Eukaryota; Metazoa; Chordata; Actinopteri; Pomacentridae.